Molecule: messenger RNA, 3001 nt
Organism: Polypterus senegalus (gray bichir)
Lineage: Eukaryota; Metazoa; Chordata; Cladistia; Polypteriformes; Polypteridae
Gene: tmeff2a
Product: transmembrane protein with EGF-like and two follistatin-like domains 2a
Exons: 10
Coding region: 455-1582 (375 amino acids)
Molecular function (GO): protein binding
Source: RefSeq, a predicted model, not a curated record
CAGGCUGGAAACCUGCUGCUUGAGCUACGAUGAAUCAGACUAGGCGAGAUUCAGUGCAAGGGGCAGACGGCUGCGUAUAUUACCAACUUGCUGCCCGAGCAGAUAAUCGGCGUACGUAGUGGAGUCCCGUGGAGGAGCCUAUUUCAACAUUCAGUCUGCCUUUGGAUUUACUAAUACAUGUGUGAUUUCUGAAUAAUUGCAUCCUGUCCAACUCCACCACAUCCUGAUCACCUAUUAAAAAUCGUCCCGGAUCCCCACUCCUCUUUUCCCAUCCCUCGCCCUUUUUACCCAGCCUGCCAUCCUAAAACCUCUGACGGAUAAUUUCUUAAUGGGGCUCGGAAGAUGCUGUUUUUUCAGCCGGAGAUCAUCCAGCUGUUAGUGUUGGAGUUGCUGCUACAUGUCUUCGAUUUUUGCCUGCGCCGCUUUAAUUUUGGUGGGUGGACGCUGAUUUGAAAUGGGAUUCGUAACGACAGUGGUGCUGAAGCCAGGACAGCGCUGCGGAGCAUUGGGUGAUUGGCUUUUAAUAUCGAUGGUAACGUUUAUGGCAACCUUACCUGUGCAGCAACUUUGCGCUUUCCCUACCUCCCUCAGCGACUGCCAAACACCCACAGGAUGGAACUGCUCUGGUUAUGACGAUCGAGACAAUGAUCUCUUCCUUUGUGAUACAAACACAUGCAAGUUUGAUGGGGAAUGUUUAAGAAUUGGAGACACUGUAAUGUGUGUCUGUGAAUUCAAGUGCAACAAUGACUAUGUUCCAGUGUGUGGCUCCAACAAUGAAAACUACCAGAAUGAAUGCUACCUCCGGAAAGAUGCCUGUAAACAGCAAACUGAAGUCCUGGUAGUUUCCGAAGGCUCCUGUCCAGUUGAUGCAGCAUCUGGUUCUGGAGAUGAGGCUAAUGAGGGCUCAGGAGAGACAAGUCAGAAAGAAACAUCUACCUGUGAUAUCUGCCAGUUUGGUGCAGAGUGUGAUGAGGAUGCAGAAGAUGUGUGGUGUGUUUGCAACAUUGACUGCUCUCAUAUCAGCUUCAAUCCUGUCUGCGCGUCAGACGGCAGAUCCUAUGAUAACCCUUGUCAAGUGAAAGAGGCAUCAUGUCAGAAACAAGAAAAGAUUGAAGUGAAGUAUCUAGGCAGAUGUCAAGACAACAUAACUACAGGCACAAAGACUGGAGAUGGACAUUAUGCAAGGACAGAUUAUACAGAAGAAAAUGCAAAUAAGCUGGAGGAGAAGGCCCGAGUACCGUCAGUCCCUUGUCCAGAGAGCUAUAAAGACUACUGCCUUCAUGGGAACUGUGAAUACCCCAGCGAUAUUCUACAGCCAUCCUGCAGGUGUGAGGCAGGCUUCAGUGGACCACUAUGUGAUAAGAAGGAGUUCAAUGUUCUUUAUGUGGUACCAGGAGCUGGAAAACUUAUUUAUGUCUUGAUUGCAUCCAUCAUCGGGGCUGUGCAGGUGGCUAUUAUCUGUGUGGUAGUUCUUUGUAUAACACGAAAAUGUCCAAGAAGCAACAGGAUAAACCGACAGAAACAAAAUACAACACAUUACAGUUCGGACAACACAACACGAGCAUCAACCAGACUUAUUUAAAGACCCUGGGACCGUGCAAGAAAAAUACGCAGUACGUUGCUCCCCAUACUACUCUUAACUUCAUAAAGUGACUGAGGUCUGUAGUAAGGGGGAUUAACACAUGUUGCCUUGCAUUUGUGGUAAAACUACACCAAUGAAUACAUAAUACUACAGCUAUAUUUGAUUAUGUAUGGAUAUAUUUCAAAUAGUUAUACAUUGUCUUGAUGUUUUUUCUGUAAUGUAAAUAAAUAAUUUAUAUCACAAAAGUGUUAAGAUUGUUUGAUUUUAUUUGCUUGACACACCAUGCAGAACUUUGUAUUCAAAAUAAAAUACAUUUGUUGUUUUUAAUCAUUACUUAGCAGAGCAAUUAAUAAUGAAAGAUUUUGCAAACCUUUUCUUUAUUCUGGAGCCCUGGUGGUUUCAGCAGUCUGGCAAGCCUGAAGUGUGCAAAAUGUGGGUAUGAAUGAUUGGUGUGCCCUAUGAACUGUACAGACAGCCAUUGCCCUGCCAGUUAACAGCUUUGCUGGGAGCUAAGUGCCCAAUAUAUUCCAGUUCUUCUCAAAAUCACUGUCUGCAUUCACAUCCUUGCUAUUUUGGCUAUCCUCUGAAACAGUGCAGUCAGCCCAGUCAAAAUUAGCAAGCGCAUCCAAGAAAUGUUAUUGAAUGAAUUGCAAAGUACAGCUUUUGAGAAUAAUUAGAGUACAGUUACACUGCAUAAGUAAAUAUCUAGAGAAUCAUCUGCAAUCUGUGCAAGCAUCAGUGUGCUAUUCUUGAUACCACUUUACUUUUUUAUUGUACAAAAAUAAAAUGAUGCAUUUAAAAUGCAUUUAAGAGGGUUUAAUUUUUUUAAAGCACCAUUCAACACAACUCUGCCAUCCAGAUUCACAUAUAAAACAGCAAAUUAUCCAGAAAAGGUUUUAUAUAUUUUUUUUCAUACACUCACCAUUCCAAUGUAUUUUACAGUCAUUAUAUUCUUUAAUGGAUUUCAUGCUGGUACAGAGGUUGGCAGUGAUGCCUGACAGAUCCACUGUCGUGAAUUUAGAUCCAAUACCCAGUCACUGUCUUUGUGACAUGUGUAUGUUUGUCCCUAUGUCUGCCUAUGUCUUCCUCCCUUUGUUUAAAAAGAUGUGCAAGUUAGAUUAAUUGCCAGUUCCAAAUUGGCCUUAUGUGGGCAUGCAUGAGUGGGCCCUGUGGUGGGCUGGUGCCCUGUCCACAGCUGGUUUCUGCCUGAUGCAGCCGGGAUAGUCUUUGGCAUCCCAUAACUCUGAAAGCAGUUUUAAGAAUGUUAUAUUAUUUAAGUGAUUUUUACAUUAAAGAAAACAAAACAAUGAAAACAGUUCUAGUCAUGUUUAUGUAUUUCUGAAUUUCCGUUCUGUUUUCUUUUGAUGUCCCAAGUUAAAACAGCUUGAUAUUGCUUUAGGAAAUAAAGGGUUAAUGUUU